AUGCAAGAGAACAAUAAUGAAUGCAACCUUUUUGUGGAUUUUAUAUGGGAAAGUGGUUUGAUGGACAUUACUUGUAAAGGGAAGAGAUAUUAUUGGUAUAGUGAAGAUGGGAGGUCUAUGAGCUGGAAUGAUCGGAUAAUAAUGUUGGACAUUAUUAUGAAUAGGUGGAAUGUGGUAGGACAAUUGAUAGGGGAAAGAGACAUAUCGGACCAUUUUCCAAUUUGUCUUGUUUUGGAUGAGGAAAACUGGGGCCCUAAACCUUUCAAGUUCAACAACAAAUGGUUUUCGAACAAAAAUUUCAUUCCGUUUGUUGAAAAGGAGUGGAGGGAGAUUAUAGUGGAAGGGAGAGGAGACUUUAUUUUGAAAGAGAAACUCUGGAUUCUAAAAGAAAGACUUAGAUGGUGGAACAAAGUUGUCUUUGGGCGGGUUAACUUGGAGGUGGAGGAAAAGGUGAGAGAUAUCAAUUUGGCCGAUGAACACUUGGAACAAGAUAUUGAAUUUUUUAAUUUCAACAUCGUUCUUAACCGGAAGGAGGCGACUAGGGAAUUUUGGAUGAAGUUGAGAAUUAAAGAGAAUAUGCUUGCUCAAAAAUCCAAGGUGAAGUGGCUUAAUGAGAGUGAUUGUAAUAGUUCUUUUUUCCACAAAGUGUUAAAGGAAAAAAGAAGGAUUAAUCAUAUUGGUUCUAUUUCCUCUUCGGGAAUUAUUCUAGAAAGGGUAGAAGAGGUAAAGGAGGAAGUUUUGAGGCAUUUUUCAAAUAAGUAUGGAGCCGAGAGGGAGAGGUGGGGUUUAGAAGGGAUUGAGUUUGAUCGUAUUAGUUAG
Vicia villosa (hairy vetch) is the source of this 819-nucleotide messenger RNA. RefSeq lists its product as uncharacterized. The transcript has a single exon. The coding region runs from base 1 to 819 and encodes 272 amino acids. The record is from RefSeq and is a predicted model, not a curated record. NCBI's taxonomy places the organism in Eukaryota, Viridiplantae, Streptophyta, Magnoliopsida, Fabales, Fabaceae.